AUGUUUCAACAGGACAGAGAACUCCGGCCAGAAGAAAUGGAUGAGCUGCGAGAUGCUUUCAAAGAAUUUGACAAAGACAAAGAUGGUUACAUCAGCUGUAAAGACCUGGGGAACUGUAUGAGGACCAUGGGAUACAUGCCAACAGAGAUGGAGCUGAUAGAACUGAGUCAACAAAUAAAUAUGAACUUGGGAGGUCAUGUUGAUUUUGAUGAUUUUGUGGAGUUAAUGGGCCCCAAACUUCUUGCUGAAACUGCAGACAUGAUUGGAAUAAAGGAGUUAAAAGAUGCUUUUAGGGAGUUUGACACAAAUGGAGACGGAGCCAUAAGCACGUCUGAGCUUCGAGACGCAAUGAGGAAGCUUUUGGGCCAACAAGUGGGUCUAAAAGAAGUAGAAGACAUCCUAAGGGAUGUGGACUUAAAUGGUGAUGGUCUUGUUGACUUUGAAGGAACCAUAAAAUCAGAGGAAGUGGGGAAAAACGCGUACAAGAGCGUUUUGGGCCAUGGGCUUGACCGCCUGGCCAUGCGUCAGGUCCGCUCCAUCCUGCAGCACCUGGGUCUCACCGGCUCCACGUGUGACGACAGCUUUCUGGUGAAGGAGGUGUGCAGCGUUGUCGCUCGCCGUGCAGCUCAACUCUGCGGUGCCGGGUUAGCUGCUGUUGUUGACCGAAUACGCCAGAACCGCAACCUAAACCAGCUCUCCAUCACCGUGGGAGUGGACGGCACCCUUUAUAAAACACACCCUCAGUAA
Molecule: messenger RNA, 747 nt
Organism: Nematolebias whitei (Rio pearlfish)
Lineage: Eukaryota; Metazoa; Chordata; Actinopteri; Cyprinodontiformes; Rivulidae
Product: calcium-binding protein 1-like
Exons: 7
Coding region: 1-747 (248 amino acids)
Biological process (GO): intracellular glucose homeostasis; carbohydrate metabolic process
Molecular function (GO): hexokinase activity; ATP binding; calcium ion binding
Source: RefSeq, a predicted model, not a curated record